Molecule: messenger RNA, 2703 nt
Organism: Trichophyton rubrum CBS 118892
Lineage: Eukaryota; Fungi; Ascomycota; Eurotiomycetes; Onygenales; Arthrodermataceae
Product: N-acetyl-gamma-glutamyl-phosphate reductase
Exons: 3
Coding region: 1-2703 (900 amino acids)
Biological process (GO): L-arginine biosynthetic process
Cellular component (GO): mitochondrial matrix; mitochondrion; cytoplasm
Molecular function (GO): L-glutamate N-acetyltransferase activity, acting on acetyl-CoA as donor; acetylglutamate kinase activity; N-acetyl-gamma-glutamyl-phosphate reductase (NADP+) activity
Source: RefSeq, a predicted model, not a curated record
AUGUCGAGCCAUCUUGCGCGGAGGGCCGCGGGCCGCCUGGCAGCUCGCUCCACCGGGCUGGGGGGUCCUGGUCGACUGACAGCAGCAGCUUCACCAGCUUCGUGGACAGCAUUGCCGCUGAGAUAUGGCUCUGCUGCAUACAGACAGAGACGCAGCUACACCUCGUCUCGCUACCAGCCGCACCUCUCGACCCGCUCGACCGUCGUCCAGCUGCUCAGCAACAUCGGCUCCAAGCGUGAGGUCCAGCAGUACCUCUCCCACUUCACCUCCGUCUCCUCGCAGCAGUUCGCAGUCAUCAAGGUCGGCGGCGCCAUCAUAACAGAACACCUGCAGACCCUCUCCUCGGCCCUUGCUUUCCUCAACCAUGUCGGCCUAUACCCGAUCGUGGUGCACGGGGCCGGACCCCAGCUGAACAAGAUGCUGGAGGACGCCGGCGUGGAACCGCAUUUUGAAGACGGCAUUCGAGUCACGGACGGCAAGACGCUGGCGUUGGCCAGGUCGCUUUUCAUGGAAGAGAACCUCAAACUGGUCGAGGAGCUGGAGCGGCUGGGCGUCAGAGCCAGGCCAUUGACCACAGGCGUCUUCUCGGCAGACUACCUGGAUAAAGACAAGUACAACCUUGUCGGCAAGAUCAAUGGGGUCAACAAGAAGCCCAUUGAGGCCGCAAUUGAGGCUGGAUGCUUGCCUAUCCUCACCUCCAUGGCCGAGACACCAGAGGGUCAGGUGCUUAACGUCAAUGCGGAUGUUGCUGCCGGUGAACUUGCGAGGGAACUCCAGCCGCUGAAAAUCGUAUACCUGGCUGAGAAGGGCGGGUUGUUCAAUGGAGAUACAGGCGAGAAGAUCUCGGCUAUCAAUCUGGAUGAAGAGUAUGACCAUCUCAUGAAGCAAUGGUGGGUUCGGCACGGAACACGCCUUAAGAUCAAGGAGAUGAAGGAACUGCUUAUGGAUCUGCCCCGGACCUCCAGCGUGGCCAUCAUACACCCUGCGGACCUGCAGAAGGAGCUGUUCACUGAUACCGGUGCCGGAACCCUGAUCAGACGGGGCAACAAGGUCCAGACCAGGAACAGCAUCGAGGAGUUCGAGGAUGUCGAGGCCCUAAAGAACGCUCUUGUGCGUGAUCAGGAGGCGUUGGAUGCCAGGGCUACUGUGGACAGAUACGUUGACUCACUCAGGGGCAAGGAGAUUAAGGCCUACUCGGACGAGCCCCUGGAGGCUCUGGCUAUUGUACUGCCUCCCAAACCGGGCUCGACGCUCGCUCACCUGGCUACCAUGUCCAUCACCAAGACCGGCUGGCUGACUCAUGUUGCCGAUAACGUCUUCACCAGUAUCCAAAAGGACUUCCCCAAGCUUACCUGGACCGUCAAGGAAGACGACGAGAACCUCUCCUGGUUCUUCGACAAGGCCGAUGGCAGCCUAUGUAGGGAUGGCGAAGUGCUUUUCUGGUCCGGCGUCAAAGAGGCAGACGAAGUCAAGGACCUUGUCGUCGAAUUCAGCAAGAAUAGCCGUGACAUGCUCGGCAACCUCAGCAUGGAAUCCCCCCUGAAUAGCAGCGCGACUGGUGGCAGCAAUCCCUCUGCAGCCGUUCAGCAGAAACGAGCAUUCUCAACAGCCACCACCGCUUCUACUCUGCGAUCCCUCAGACAGCAGCAACAAUAUACCCGUCCCGGCUUCUCCCGUUCAUACACCACCCAGACCAACCCAAACCCUCCCCUGGGCAAAAAAAACGCAUCCAACACUAAACCCUCCAAGGUCGCCCUGAUCGGUGCCCGUGGCUAUACCGGACAGGCCCUGAUCAGUCUCCUCAGUGCCCACCCAUACAUGGAUCUAGCCCACGUCUCCUCCCGUGAGUUAGCAGGCAAGCCACUGCAGGGCUACAACAAGCGGGAAAUCAUCUACGAGAACCUCAGCCCAGAUGACGUCAAGCGCAUGGCUGAACAAGGUGACGUCGACUGCUGGGUCAUGGCCAUGCCGAACGGAGUCUGCAAACCGUUUGUGGACGCGGUUGAUUCCGUCGACAAGGAGAAGGCCGUCAUCGUCGACCUCAGCGCAGACUACAGGUUCGAUGACUCCUGGACAUACGGUCUGCCGGAGCUAGUAAAUCGGUCUACGAUAGCCAAGGCAACCCGCAUUGCCAACCCUGGAUGCUAUGCCACAGCUGCACAGGUGGGCAUUGCGCCGCUGGUGCCGUACUUGGGCGGUCAGCCUACUGUCUUCGGUGUAUCGGGAUACUCCGGUGCAGGCACCAAGCCCAGCCUGAAGAACGAUGUGAAUUACUUGACCAACAAUAUCGUUCCGUACAGCCUUACGGAUCAUAUCCAUGAGAGGGAAAUUGGGUCUCAGCUUGGUGCUGAGGUUGCAUUUAUUCCUCACGUUGCGGUUUGGUUCCAGGGCAUUCACCACACUAUUAACAUCCCGCUGAAAGAGGCCAUGGCCUCCCGUGACAUCCGCAACUUAUACCAGGACCGCUACGCAGGUGAGAAACUAGUAAAGGUCGUCGGUGAGGCGCCGCUGGUCAAAAACAUCUCCGGCCGCCAUGGGAUUGAGGUCGGUGGUUUCGCAGUCCAUUCGAGUGGGAAGCGAGUCAUUGUCUGCGCUACCAUCGACAACCUCCUCAAGGGUGCUGCAACUCAAUGUCUACAAAACAUGAACCUCGCGCUAGGAUACUCGGAGUACGAAGGUAUACCCCUGGAUGGCAGCAGCUAG